Messenger RNA from Auanema sp. JU1783, 540 nucleotides. NCBI's taxonomy places the organism in Eukaryota, Metazoa, Nematoda, Chromadorea, Rhabditida, Rhabditidae. The record is from the annotation of a GenBank genome assembly.
AUGCAACGUGCACUAGGAACUGCAACUCAAGCAAGGCAUUCAGCUCGUAUUGAAAGCACAGAAUCUCACAGAGUAUUGGAUGAAACUACUAGGAAUUUGAGACUAAAAAGACAGUUAGCGGCGUUAGAACAAGAUAAUUUCCAUGAGGAUCCUCAUGCCAAUCUUGUAUGGCACAAGUCUAUUCCGAAAUUCGAUGAUAACGAUGUUGGUGGAGGUAUAACUAAAUCAAGAAGAAGUACAGCUGGUGAAGAUGGUGCUAAGAAGAGAAGAAAACUGCGAACAGAACAUUCAAAGCAGAGAUUCCGUAAGAACUUCAACGGUCUACUAGAUGAAGAAAGUCAAGCGAAUAAGGAUGAUCCAAGCAUUGCUCAAGCAUACAUACUAGCAACCGCUCCUCCAAGUAAAUUACCUCCUCGUAAAUUCUGUGCUGCUUGUGGGUUUUCCUCCAAAUAUACUUGUAUAAGAUGCGGUGCUCGUUAUUGCUCAAUUCGAUGUAGGGACGUACACAACGAUACUCGAUGUCUGAAAUGGACUUCUUGA